AGAGAGAGAGAGAGAGAGAGAGAGAGAGAGAGAGGGAGGCGGAGUCCCGGUGUACCGUGUGAGCGGAGACGCUCCCCGUUCCAUUCCACGGAUCGGUUUCUCCCGGUGUCGUGCUCAGUGCUGCAGCCACGAAAAUCUGUGGAAACUCACUCUCCCGUUUCUCGGAUACUUUACGGUCCCACGGAGGCGCCAUCCGAAACCUCCUCAACUCUUCCCUCCCCCCCACCCCCAGUCACCCGUUCGUUUCGCCACCGGGAACCGAGAGCAGCCCCGUCCCGAGAUGAUGUUGAGUCUCGGACUGUUCGUGUCUCUGGCGGCUUUGUCGGUGUCCGUUACCGGUAGCAGUUACGGGAACCCUCUGGACAGUGAGAAGUGGAUGAGCUUCGUGUCCCAGUACGACAAGAGCAAAUACUGGAACAAAUUCCGCGACGAUGAUUACUUCAGAACUUGGAACCCUAAUAAAGCACAAGACCAAGAGACGGAGAGCGUGUCGAGCCCGCGGGCAGAUCUGGACUCUCCAACACACUCAAUGGCCAAGAGCAGAAACACCGAUGGUCUGGACAGCACUAAAGAUCCCUGUCUGAAGGUUCAUUGUCCUCCUCACAAAGUGUGCAUGAGUCACGACUUCCAGACGGCCGUCUGCACCAAUCACAAACCUGCACAGCACAGCAUUAAACCCAGGAAAGGAAGUCUUCCACACAAGCGAUGGAUGGGAGCUAUGAAUCAUGGGAAAUGUAGGCUGUGUCCUGUAGUUCCCUCCAGUCUGGUGUGUGGUUCUGACGGACACACGUACUCAUCAAAGUGUAAACUGGAUUUCCAGGCGUGUAGCGCUGGUAAGAGGAUCUCAGUGAAGUGUGAGGGCGCCUGUCCCUGCCUGCCUGCACAGGAAGUCAUCAAACCACACACAGAGACACACGGCUGCAGUGACGCUGAUCUGAGAAGUUUAGCAUCGCGACUGAAAGACUGGUUUGGGGUUUUACACACAGACGCCAAAAGAGACCUUAAAACCACCACAAGCGACACCACACAAGGCCGUUUUGACACCAGUAUUCUGCCCAUCUGUAAAGAUUCUCUCGGGUGGAUGUUCAACAAGCUGGACAUGAACUAUGACCUCCUCCUCGACCAAUCAGAGCUCAGCGCCAUUUACCUCGACAAAUACGAGCUGUGCAUGCGACCGCUGUUCAACUCCUGCGACUCCUUUAAAGACGGAAAACUCUCCAACAACGAGUGGUGCUACUGUUUCCAAAAGCCAGACGGCAUGCCGUGUCAGAAUGAGAUGAAGAGGAUUCACUCUCAAAGCCGACGGAAGACUCUGAUUGGUGUGCAUGUACCGCGCUGUACCGAAGACGGUUAUUUUAAGGCCACUCAGUGUCACGGCAGCACCGGUCAAUGUUGGUGUGUCGACAAAUAUGGCAGCAGAUCGCAGGAUCCGCUGAGACAGGGCAACCCUUCAUGUGAGGAAGAUCAGGAAACAUCUGGAGAUUUCGGCAGCGGCAGCUCCGUGAUUUUAAUGGACGAUCAGGAGGAAGAGUCUCCAAAGCGUGGGCGGGGCAGACAGAAAGAGAGACGGGCUCAGUUCCACCCCCGCAGGGCGAUCGAGGACGACGAAGAUGCAGAGGACGACGAGAUGGGCUACGUCUGGUAGCUCCGCCCACCCAUGUUCCGCCAAUUAACCAGGGACCCAUGUUAAAAAAAACACACCGUUCUGAAGCCAUUCCAGCUCCGCCCCCUCGGAUACGCCCACUUCCUGUACCUCUCCCAUUCUGAAUCUGAUGUUUCCCGAUGAUUCACUGCUGUCCCUCUAUCUCUCUCUUUCUCUGUGGCCAGCUGUUCGCGUUCUGUCCUCUGUUCGCCCUCGUUUAUACACGUCGAUCUUCCGGAACACUCUUGCGUAGUCUAGAUCGCGUCUACAAAGCCUCGUUAUGGCACGUAGAACGCAACGGGAAACAUGCAUGACAAAAUUAUUGGACAUUUCAGGUUUCCUUUGAGUUGGAAGUUGUGCACAGAUGUUCUCGAAGGGUUCUAGAGUGUUUGCACUAUAUUUAAGUGACGUUGUCUGUGGUCGUAUGCAUGAACGACACUCCAAAACAGAAGAGACAGUCAAUGUGCACGUUUGUUGAUGGACAUUUUUGACCAUUAGGAUGCGUUUUACAGUUUUUUUAGCAUCUUCCAGCAGUGUUUUUAUAGACACGGUCAAGUUAUAAACAAAUCGUUUCAGUCCUGUGUGCUGUGUUUAUCUGUUUUUGUAGGCAAGAACACAUCCUGAGUGAACGCCCCUUUUUGCUGCGUUCUAAUCAUGACAUAAUUGGGUGAUUCCUCAACUUCAGACACCAGGGGUUGAUUCUUUUUUUAAACGAACAGUAGGUCCUUGUGGUGGUGCGGUUACUCGCCUCAAUCGGGGUGGCGGAGGACAAAUCUCAGUUGCCGCUUCUGAGACCGUCAAUCCGCGCAUCUCAUCACGUGACUCGUUGUGCAUGACACCGCGGAGACUCACAGCAUGUGGAGACUCAUGCUACUCUCUGCGAUCCACACACAACUCACCACACGCCCCAUUGAGAGAACCACUAAUCACCACCACGAGGAGGUUACCCCAUGUGACUCUACACUCCCUAGCAACCGGGCCAAUUUGGUUGCUAUGGAGACCUGACUGGGUCGCGCGCGAGACUCAAAAGAAACAUUGUUUCAAAAAAACGUCCAUCUAGCGUGUGAUUACAUCAGAAACAAUUGAAGCAGCGUACACACACACUCACACAAACACACACACAUACACUCACUCACACAAACACACUCACACACAAACACACACUCACACACAAACACACUCACACACACACUCACACACAAACACACACUCACACACAAACACACUCACACACACACACACUCACACACAAACACACUCACACACACACUCACACACAAACACACUCACACAAACACACACUCACACACAAACACACUCACACACACACACUCACACUCACACACACACUCACACACACACACACAAACACACUCACACACACACUCACACACAAACACACUCACACAAACACACUCACACACACACUCACACACAAACACACACUCACACACAAACACACUCACACACACACACUCACACACAAACACACUCACACACACACUCACACACAAACACACUCACACAAACACACACUCACACACAAACACACACUCACACACACACACACUCACACACAAACACACUCACACAAACACACACACAUACACUCACUCACACAAACACACUCACACACACACUCACACACAAACACACACUCACACACAAACACACUCACACACACACACUCACACACAAACACACUCACACACACACUCACACAAACACACACACACAUACACACACUCACACACACUCACACAAACACACACACACUCACACACACACACACUCACACACACACUCACACACAAACACACUCACACAAACACACACUCACACACACACUCACACACAAACACACACAAACACACACUCACACACACACUCACACACACACUCACACACAAACACACACAAACACACACACUCACACACACACUCACACACAAACACACACUCACACAAACACACACUCACACACACACUCACACACAAACACACACAAACACACACUCACACACACACUCACACACACACUCACACACAAACACACACUCACACACACACUCACACACAAACACACACAAACACACACACACACAAACACACACACACACAAACACACACACUCACACACAAACACACUCACACACACAUACACACACUCACAUACACUCACUCACACAAACACACACACAAACACACACAUUCACACACACACAAACACACAUACACAAACACACACUCACACAUGCUCACACAAACACACACUCACACACACACGCACACACAUGCUCACACAAACACACACACUCACACACACACACUCACACACAUGCUCACACAAACACACACAUGCUCACACACUCACACACUCACACACAUGCUCACACAAACACACACAUGCUCACACACUCACACACACACACUCGCACACAUGCUCACACACACACACAUCACUUGAGUUCCUCAAAAUUUAGCAAAUGUAUAUUAGUAUAUAUUAUUAAUUCUAUAUUUUGCAAUCGUGGAUAAUCAGAGUAGAAUUCGAUCAUUGCGACAGUGUGACGAGCGCACGAGCGAUGUGAACGAUUCAAUCAGUCGUUUGUUGGUUCUGUUUGAAAUUGUUUGUUCGGUUUUUUCACACACUUAAACGGUUUUAAUGAAUCUUGACCUUUGCGGCGGCUGUGUUUGAUACGUUUACUGCUUGACACAAUUGCAAAACGAUGAAACGGCUCAUCGGUCUGACCUUUUCAAGCCAUUACCGAACGCUUCCGCUCGCAGAAAAACAGAAGGCGAACGCCUCUCUCUGUGAUGACCCGUCUGUGUUCACUGAGGGGAACGCUGCUUCACGCUUCUGUGUCCCAUCUGAGCGAGAGAACACAAAUAUAUCUGCACUUCUGAGUGACUCUGUCCUAAUAACUCAUCUCGUGCAGCUGAGCCAUCGAAAACCGAGUCCAUGGUUUCUGUCCCAAUCUCUUAAAGGGACAGUUCACUCAAAAAUCGUUGACAGAAAGCGAUGUUCCGCUCAGUGAUCAGAGAUGCUGUUACAGAUGGAUUAUAUGAGGGGAAGUUAGGAAACAGAGGAAAGAACUGACAGGCCCACGGCUUCAUUACCCCUCUCUCUCUCUACCUUGUUCUGUUUUCUCUCCUCGUUUUCUUCUCUCCACCUUUCCAUGUUUGACUUCUAUGACAAUGAUUGUUUUACCACAACACUGAUAUGAAAAUAUGACUAUUUAAAGGAAUAGCUGUCAGAGAAAUAGUCAUUCUUGCAUUCUCGUGCCGUUCCAAACCCCUCCGUUAAGAAACACAAAAAUAAGAUAUUUAGCGAAAUGUCCAUGCAGCUCUUUUCCAUACAGUGGAUGUGAACGAGGGCAGACACUGUCUAGCUCCAAGUAUGGCGUUUAAUUAUCUUAAAAGCUGCUACAUGUUAUAUAUGUCUUCUAAAGUUGUGAUAGCUUUGUUAGUUGUCAUUGUAAAGAAAACCUCCGCAAUUUUUUCUAAUUGUAUAAAACGUUUUUUUUAUUUAAACUAUCGGCCGAUUAAUCGGUUAUUGGCGUUUUCUGAGCAGAAUCCACUAUCGGUUGACAUCUAGAAAAGACCCACGUUUAAAUCGUCACGCACUGAAUAAUCGUACGCUCUCCAAUAUCCGCAUCGAGGUGCGUUGCUCCAGAUUUGACGUCAGUGAUGUCGUUAAAUCUCACGUGUCUUGAAGCCGACCGGCAAAUUUGAAUAUACAUAAAUUUGGAAAUGCGAAUUAGCAAGUCAUAUGGAUUUGGAACGGCAUGAGUGUUUGAAUGAACUAUUCCUUUCAAAAGGUUCAUUGGACGUAUGGCGGCAUAUCUGAGGUGAAAUGUCCACUGUGAGGCGCUAAAAGCGAGUGAAAUGUUCUCCUAAACCAAGCAAACGUGAGAUGAAAAACAAUAACGUUAUUUUGUGCUGCUUCUAUGACACUUUCGUCUCAUGUGGACUUGCGCGCUCUUCAGGACUAGUAUCCCGUUCUGUUACAUCACAAGUGCAACGCUCUCUCAGUCGAGCUAAUGCACAAUUCCAUCACACUUAAAAUUGUUUAGCACUUCGCUAGGCGUUGCUAGCAUGUGUUAACAUGAUGCUAGCACGUUUUUAGCAUGUUUUAGCACUUCGCUAGGCAAUGCUAGCAUGUGUUAGCAUGAUGCUAGCAUGUUUUUAGCAUGUUUUAUCACUUCGCUAGGCGAUGCAAACAUGUGUUAACAUGAUGCUAACACGUUUUUAGCAUGUUUAACACUUCGCUAGGCGAUGCUAACAUGUGUUAGCAUGAUGCUAUCACGUUUUUAGCAUGUUUUAGCACUUCGCUAGGCGAUGCUAGCAUGUGUUAGCAUGAUGUUAGCACGUUUUUACCAUGUUUUAGCACUUCGCUAGGCGAUGCUAGCCUGUGUUAGCAUGAUGCUAGCACGUUUUAGCACUUCGCUAAGCGAUGCUAACAUGUGUUAGCAUUAUGCUAGCAUGUUGUUAGCUUGUUUUAGCACUCGUAUCCCACUCCUUUACAUCACAAGAGCAACGCUCUCUCAGUCGAGCUAACGCACAAUUCGAUCACACUUAUACGAGCUUGUAAAUGUAGUUGAUGAUGUAACGCACAUGUUAAAAUGAGUCAUGCGCUAGUAAAAGUGUUUACAUGUCAUAAGAUAGCAUUGUGAAAAGUAAGUGUUUAUUAACUGAUAAUCUGCCGUUUCACUCGGGAUUUGUGUGUUGUAGCGCCUCUAGUGUUCAUUUCACCAGGAAAAUGCCGCGAUAUCGAUGACCUUUAGAUGAUAUAAAAGUCUGUUGUCAUGGUGACCCGAGAGCCGAGUAUAGACACACACUCCAUAUAUGAUCGCCGCAGAACUGCAUUUUGGACUUUGUUCACCGGCCCAUGCGUGCUGCUGUGUUUCUGAUGCCUGGCCUGCAACUGUAAACGUCUGCUGGCUCCGCCCCCCCACUUCCUGUCCUGCCUCUGCCUGCUUCUCUCCUGUACAAAGCUGCAAAAAAAAAAGCUUUGCUUCCGCUGUUUUCACUAAUUUGAACACAAACGCAGUGUAGACCGCUCACAGGUUCAAGUCGACGGCCAUAUUUGCAAGUUAAUUCUCUAUAUUUUCUACUCUGUAAAGAAGACAAUAAGUAACAUGUCAAAAAAGAAGGAAAUGCUGAAUGUUCGACGGGAGAUGUAAUUUAAUGACGUCAUGUGGCUUUGUCCAUUUUGCCUUGCCUGAGUCUGGAUGUGUAAAAAAACUCUCCUGUAGUCCUGAGUUUAAUGUAUAGACCCCUCUCUCUCUCUCUCUUUGUAUCUCUAUCUGUCUCUCUCUCCUUUUCCACUGACACGAUGCCAGUGUGUGUGCCCAAUCUGGCCCCUUUCCGUGCAUUUCCAGCAAGGAAAAAGCAGUUCUGGGAUGGAAAAAUGCCGUUUCGGUGGAAAAGUGUCUCUUUCUGUCCAUUCUCGUGUCCUCUCUUUGUCCAAUAUUCCCGUUAU
This is a messenger RNA of Xyrauchen texanus (razorback sucker), 7124 nucleotides long. RefSeq names its product testican-1-like. Gene Ontology annotation, molecular function: protein binding; calcium ion binding. Lineage: Eukaryota; Metazoa; Chordata; Actinopteri; Cypriniformes; Catostomidae. The record is from RefSeq and is a predicted model, not a curated record.